Molecule: messenger RNA, 2382 nt
Organism: Diabrotica virgifera virgifera (western corn rootworm)
Lineage: Eukaryota; Metazoa; Arthropoda; Insecta; Coleoptera; Chrysomelidae
Product: xenotropic and polytropic retrovirus receptor 1
Exons: 8
Coding region: 287-2287 (666 amino acids)
Biological process (GO): phosphate ion transport; cellular response to phosphate starvation
Cellular component (GO): cytoplasm; Golgi apparatus; plasma membrane
Molecular function (GO): inositol hexakisphosphate binding
Source: RefSeq, a predicted model, not a curated record
UUCGACAGUACUCAGCUGAUCACGAGGUAUUCUACAGUUAAUUAAAGACGCCUUUACAUAUUUACAUUUGUUGAUUAAUUUUCAGUGUCAACAUUCGGUAGCUUAAAACAAUUUAAUUAGUAGGCUAAUAAAUUUCAGGAACAAAUGCAAUCAUUACUUAAUCCAAAUUUACAAGAUCCAAUAUUUACAUAUUUGCCUUUUGUUUAGCACCUAGAUUCUUUUGUCAUGAGAUUAAUGUACAGAUUCUAGUUAGACCUGGGAGGGAGAUCAUAGUAAGUGAUUCAAAAUGAAAUUUGCAGAACAUCUUUCUGCUCAUAUUACACCAGAAUGGAGGAAACAAUAUAUAAGUUACGAGGAAAUGAAAAGCAUGCUCUACCUGACCGUAGAAGAAGCACCUUCCGCAGAAAGUGUAGAACCAGAAAUAGUUACCCGACAUCUGGCAAACUUCGAAGAACAAUUUUUUCUCUACUGCGAUAAAGAACUGAAGAAAAUCAACACAUUCUAUUCGGAAAAAAUGGCCGAGGCCACUAGAAAAUUCGCAAGUCUUCAUAGUGAACUAAAAGAUUCUUUAAACAAUAUGAAUCUCGGCAAGAAGAAAAGCGGAAACCGAAGGAUGGUUCCGACCAGAAAACUACAGGAACUUAAACUUGCUUUUAGCGAAUUCUAUUUGAGUUUAAUUUUACUUCAGAACUACCAAACUUUGAAUCAUACAGGGUUCAGAAAAAUUCUGAAAAAACAUGACAAGCUAUUAUCAACAGAUGUAGGUGCAAAAUGGAGACAGGAACAUGUAGAGACUUCACACUUUUUCACGAAUAAGGACAUAGACAAAUUGAUAAACGACACAGAAAAUUCAGUUACCAAUGAACUAGAAGGAGGCGACAGACAAAAGGCGAUGAAGAGGUUGAGAGUUCCUCCUCUAGGAGAACAACAGUCACCAUGGACUACAUUUAAAGUGGGCCUCUUCUCUGGUUCAUUUAUAGUACUGCUGAUUGCUGCGGUACUAUCAGCCGUAUUCCAUGAAGGCACCACUGAAAACUUAAAAAUAGCUUUCCGUCUCUACAGAGGCCCCCUUUUAGUAAUAGAAUUACUUUUUUUAAUCGGCGUUAACAUUUAUGGAUGGAGAUCAUCGGGAGUGAAUCAUGUACUUAUCUUCGAGCUAGAUCCAAGAAAUCACGUAUCCGAACAACAUCUUAUGGAGCUAGCUGCCAUAUUUGGAGUUGUUUGGGCAGUUAGUUUACUAAAUUUUUUGUACAGCGCAACUUUAAGUAUUCCUCCAUAUGUCAAUCCACUUGUUUUGACUGUGAUAAUGAUAGUGUUCCUGGUUAAUCCUCUGAAAAUAUUUAGACACGACGCUAGAUUUUGGUUUCUUCGUAUUUGUGGCCGCAUGUUUGGAGCUCCUUUUUUCCGUGUUGAAUUUGCGGAUUUCUGGCUUGCAGAUCAACUUAACAGCUUAGCAGCAGCAUUUUUGGAUUUCCAGUUCUUAACAUGUUUCUAUUUUACUAACGGAGAUUGGCUUGUAGCGGGAGAUACGGCUCAAUGUAUGGAAAGAAAUUUUACCAUAAGGCCUAUAGUUAAUUGUAUUCCAGCGUGGUUACGUUUUGCACAAUGUUUAAGAAGAUACUAUGAUUCCAAAGAUGCCUUCCCACAUUUAGUUAAUGCCGGAAAAUACUCAACUACUUUCCUCGUUGUCAUUUUUGGAACACUAAAAUCAGUUUACAAAGACGAUUAUGCAACGCCUUCAGAUAAUCCGUAUAUGUUUCUUUGGAUAGCAGCACAGGUACUCAGUUCCACAUAUGCAUACACAUGGGAUAUUAAGAUGGAUUGGGGAUUAUUCGACAAAUCAGCUGGUGAAAAUACAUUCUUGCGGGAGGAAACAGUUUAUUCUUCAAAGGUUUUCUAUUACUUCGCCAUAAUAGAGGAUCUGAUUUUACGUUUUGCAUGGGCAGUUUCACUUUAUUUGACUGAGAAUGGUUAUGUUAGUGGAGACUUAAUGACUUCCAUUUUAGCCCCCCUUGAGGUGUUUAGAAGGUUCGUGUGGAACUUUUUCCGUUUAGAGAACGAGCAUAUCAAUAAUUGUGGUCAGUUCAGAGCCGUUCGUGAUAUAUCUGUGGCUCCAAUUGACUCAUCUGAUCAAAUUCAAAUUAUAAGAAUGAUGGAUAAAGAAGAUGGAGUGACGAAUAGAGAGAAGGGAAAGAGGAAGAACAAGAAGAAGGAAGACAAAAAACAUUUAUUGGACGACGAGUCGAUUGUUAAUUUUAAGGCAAUACCUUUGACGGCUGUUGUGUAAGAUAAUAUUCCAUGUAAAGUAUAGACUACAUAUAUUUUAGUUUUUUAGUGUUAUACAGAUUUUAUAGAAUAUACUUUUAUAGUUUACAUACAUAA